Molecule: messenger RNA, 390 nt
Organism: Closterium sp. NIES-65
Lineage: Eukaryota; Viridiplantae; Streptophyta; Zygnematophyceae; Desmidiales; Closteriaceae
Source: the annotation of a GenBank genome assembly
AUGGAUCGGGAGAAGCUUAUGAAGAUGGCCACUGCCGUCCGCACCGGCGGCAAGGGCACUGUUAGGAGGAAGAAAAAGGCCGCUCACAAGACGACGACGACCGACGACAAGAGGCUAUCAAGCACUCUGAAGCGCCUUGGUGUGAACACGAUUCCUGGGAUUGAGGAGGUCAACAUUUUCAAAGACGACACGGUCCUCCACUUCUCCAACCCUAAGGGCCCUGAUAACUUGGCCGGACUGAAGAAGAUUGCUCAGGAGUAUCAGAAGGCAGGUGAGGCUGCCGCUGCUGCUGGGGCCGCUGCUGAGGAUGAUGACGAGGUGCCAGAGCUUGUUGAGGGGGAGAACUUUGAGGAUACUUCCAAAAAGGAGCCAGCAGCUGCAGAUGCUUGA